UGUUCGAACGUUUCAUUAUGGCCGCUGUAGACUCCGCUUUCAGGUAAUAUAGCGUUUAUUUGCCUUAUAUUAUGAGCUAAAAUAUGGCUUAUUGUGCCUUUUAGUCCUUCGUUGGAUAAUCUGUCGUAUCUUUUCAUGCUUUUCAGCGACGAAGUCUCGAAAUUAAUGGGAAAGGGCAAGCGACACCUCGUUUGUAACGAAGUUGUCCAAGCUGUCAAAUGCUUCGAAGAAGCUACACAGAAACUGUAAGCUUUUGCCUGUUUUAAUAUCGUGUUUGAUGUUAUCUGCUGUAUUUUAUGUGAUUCACGUUGUUAUUGAUGGAAGGCUAGGCUAAAUCAAAUCUUCAUAUUUUCAAAAAUUUUAUCUAUCAUGACCUAUCAUGGCAUGAACUUUACUCGGUGCAUCUCACUUUCAGUUUACAGCUUGCAUUUGUAUUUAAUCUUAAGCUUACCUUAUAUUUAAGGCGACGCUUGUAUCGAUGUUAUGUUUCUUUUCAUUCAUACGAAGGAGUCCGGAAAGCUUCCUUUUCCCAUUGGCAAGUUAACACAGAAAAGUAGAUGCACGUGUACAUUUUAUGCAUGUGCAUUUGUCACAAAUACAUUCAUUAUUAUGGCUUUCCUAAAAUAUAAUGGUGCUUUUAUAUCUAUCUGCAGAGCAACGUACUUUUAGAGGGAGUGUUGUAAUAGAUGACUUUGGCCUAAAAAAUUGUCACCCCUUUCUUUAUGAAUCAAGCCAUUUAUUAGAUAUUAAAAUCUUAAUCUUAGGAAAAUAUUUGUAUGGUUUGGUUAAAACCGUGACACAAGUAUUUGAAUAGCACAAACGUGACCAUUUUGACAAAAAGCUUCACUCAGGGGUUUACUGCGCUUUUCACAAACAUGCGAACUCUAAAGUUCAAAAGCCGCCUUCACAAAUGCGUUUUUCGCUGCCGUCAAUCACAAUUACGAUCACAAGCAACGAACCUUGAAACACAGAAACACACAAAACGGAUCGAAAUCCACCAAUCACAAAUCACAAACCUUGACCUUUUGAACCCGUUACAGUAAAGUUUUGUUUCCUAAGAGGUCCGUUCAGAUGAUUGACGGCAGCGAAAAACACAAUCGUCAGUUGGCUUUUGAACUUCAGAAUUCGCAUGUUUGUGAAAAGCGCAGUAAAAUCUUUCACUGAACAAAAGCGUCACCAACUGCAGGGUUUUUUAACCAAGAAUUAUUGGUGAGUUUCUGCAACACCAAGAUAUAGUAAAGAUUUUUCUGCUCUCCAUCUUUGUUCUUUGUUUGUGCAGAGAAAGUCAGUAUGGCUCAAAAGCAGAUGAAUGUGGCGAAGCUUAUCUAUUUUAUGGAAAGGCAUUAUUGGAACUUUCAAGGUAUGUCAGUGAAAUAAUAAUGAACUGUUUUUACAACAGAUUUACUUGUAGAGCAAAAAUUCGAUAUAAUGAAGGGUCAAGGUACUGGCAAAAUAUGUUCACUUUAACAAGUUUUGUUAUCAAGGUUCAUUUCCAUAUAUUUUACUAUAUUGGGGUGAAGAUUGUCAUUUAUUAUACUUUUUCAGCUGUAAGUGAAUCUCCAGGGGCAAAUGGGUUGAACCAAUCACGACUGUAAAACUUCAUGUGGACUGACCCGGGAUGGUUUAUAUACCAACUGGAAGUUUGGAUUUGAUUCUGAUCCUCGGCUGCAUGACCUCUAUCCUUCUUGUACUUGAGCUUUUCCACUUUGUAUUCCAGUUCUUUAUGGAGAACUGAUACCGUCAUCUUUUCUAAAUUAAUUAAGCCCCCCUCCUUUUCAAAUAAGCCUUCGUCUCUAUUAAGCCCCCCACAAAUGGGCUUGAAAUAAAUAAGCCCCCCCCUCCCGGGGGGGGGCUUGAUAGAGGAUGUACAGUAAUCAAGGUAUCGUGCAAUUUUAGUCAAAAGACUGCUGCCCUCAAUGCCUCAGAAAACUGUUGAAGAUCACUUGGUGUCUCUGACAUGGAGGUCCUCUUUAUAGGCUAUGACCAGCAGCCAAGCAUCAACACUCUGCUUAAAAAAGCCCAGGUUAAUGGUGAGCUGGCUACCUUGUCAAAAUGCCCAACACACCCCGCCUCAGAAGGCCGUUUUGAGUUAGCAGGAAGGAGGAAUGCUCACAGGGUGGAAAGAAAAAACAUUACAUGGAAAACACUGUUUCUUAAAGCAUUGCUGGAAGCUUUUAUAUUAACCCUUUAAGCCCUAAGAUCAAAAUUUGAAUUCUCAUUUGCUGUCCCUAUUCAUUUCCUACAGAAGUAGUCGGGAGAAGUUGAUAAAAUAUCAAGCAAAUACAUCUUGUGUGAUCAUGUCCAUAAUUCUCAUGACCACUCUGUUUUACAAAGCACUGAUAUUACAAGGAGAAAUUUGAUGUUGAUCACUCUUAGGGCUUAAAGGGUCAAUGUUGAAACCUGAGAGACUGGCAAAUGUUAUUUUAGAAUUAAUUAUGAAAUAAAAAGUUUUAUGUCAAGUUUCUAAAGACUUGAUAUUUCUAACUUUAUUUCUAUCGUUAUCUUUAUCAUUGUCUUUCUGCAAUAGGGCUGAAAAUGGCGUGCUAGGAAAUGCAUUAAAAGACGGUAUGCUAAUUUUUAAAAAUAUAGCACCACUUUAGAAUUUAACUGACAGUUUUAGUAGAUGUAUCUGUUUGUUUUGUUUGUAUUUAUCAGAAAUGUUUCAUAUUCAAUAUUUAUUUCAUAAUUAUUAUAUGAGCUGCAUAUUGAGUGAAGUGCAAUUGCAUAUAGUUUUGUCGUGCAGGACAUUGUUUAGGCUCAGAGUUCUCAAUAGAAGGCGGCACCCGGCGAUUGAUCGCCGCUUACUUUGGGAUUUAUAGCCGCUUACUUUGUGUUUAAGUCGCUUUUCUUUGCUUUGUUUUGACACCUCUGGCUUUGCGGAAGAGCCUCCUACUUUAUCAGUGAUCACCUCCUACUUAAAAAUCUAUUGAGAACCCUGUUAGGCUUAUAAGAAAUCUGUUUAUUAUUAUUAUUUGUGUGACAAAGCGUAGGUGUGUAAUGUGAACAUGCUAAAAAUUUGCAAACUUUUACCCUUGAAUAAAUUAAUUUUUCUUUCUUCUGUACUUUUGUUGAUAUGUAAGUUUAUAAUGUUAACUUAGAACUUUACUAUUAAACUUUAUUGUUAGUUGAACCAAAAAGUGAAGAAAGUAGUGAUGAAGAGGAGGAAAAAAUGGACACAGGUUGGUACUGUGCGCUCUGAAGGUGUUACACAAGUCUGUGUUUAGGGAUGACUUUUUCGGUGAUGUUUUCUAGACCCUGCCGAAAAUAUAAUUUCCAAAAUAUGAUUACUAAGAAAUGAUAUGAGUUUCUUUUAAAUUGAUAUUUUAGAUAUGCUUUGACAAUAGAACAUGACAUUGAGGGACUUAGAUAAGAAAGUGUUUCUGCACAAUAUUUUUUUUAAAACACUGAAGAACACAAUAUUGUAAUGCAGUUUAAUGAACUUGUUAAUCUAAGGUGCAUCAAAAUUUAAUACUCUCCACUCAUGUCAUUCCACUUUAAAUAUUAAAUUUAUUUCUCUCACAUAGUAUAUUUGAGAAGUAGUAAUACAGUUAAUAUCUACGUGUUCAUUAUUUUGACAUCAUCUGUCUGCGCGAUGCGAUGCAGUCAUAUAAUUAUGCCAGCCCACAAUGGACCUGCCUUUCUCAUCACUUGACUCCAGUUAUACUCAUGCUGCUACAUCUAUAGACCUUUUAGAAUGAAGUAAAUUACAUUGUAUCUUCUUCAAUACUCUUCUAACAUGGAACUUAUCUUCAUUUUUUUUAGUCGGACCAAAGAUCCGUGAAAUGAGUCCAAGUACUAAAGACAAAAUUAGAGAAGAUGUACAGGAUGCCAUGGCAGACAAAGAGGAAGGUAACUUGCAAAAAUGGUCUAACAGAAUGAUUGACUUCAGUGUACAGAAAAUACAAUCCAAAAAUGCGAAAGAAAAAAGAUUGCCUGAACUGCUUGAAAGUCUUACCAAACUGAGAUGGUUUUUUAAAAUAGUUUCAACAUUAUAAGGUUUUUUUGUAGACAUUUUAAAGUGUAUACUUGGUAUUCUGGUCCCCAUAACUACGUUUCUCCAACUUUGAAAAAGUGUCCUGUGCUUCUUUCAAGGAGCUGGUAGUGAAGAAAAAGAAAAGGGUGACAAUGAGUCUGAAAGCAUGGAAGUGGAAGACAAGGGUGAUGAAGGAUCAAGUAAAACAGAGAAAGAAGAAACAAAAGAAGAAAGUGAGAGUAAAUCCGAGAAGACAACUUUAAAAGAAACAAAAGAAGAGAGUGAGAGUAAAUCUGAGGAGACAACUUUAAAGGAAACAAAAGAAGAGUUGAGUGAGAGUAAAUCUGAGAAGACAACUUUAAAAGAAACAAAAGAAGAGAGUGAGAGUAAAUCUGAGGAGACAACUUUAAAGGAAGCUGAGACAGCUGAUUCAACAAAAGAGGAGAAGGAAAAUAAAGCACCAAAAGAGAAGAAUGAUGGUGAUGAGGACAAGAAAGAAGAAGGUGAAGAUGAUGAAGAAGAGGGUGGGGAAGAAGGGGAGGAUGAUGAUGAAGGUGAAGAGGAGGAGGGUGAAGGAGCUAAAGGCGACACUGAAGCAGCUGACCCAGAAGGGCAAGAGGUAUUGACAUCAAUAAUCAUUAUUAUUCUUCAAGUGAAAGAUAAUUAUCAUUCAUAUUCAUUUAGGUUUGUCCAUGUAAGUAAUAGGAUUCGUGUAUACUUUCGUUUGUCUUACUAAAGUCACGUUGGUGUAAUUGACUUAUCAAACAAUCAGUUUAUAUUUUAAAUGGGCCCAUUCAUCACUGCUAUUCUUUCCUGACUCAGAGCAAGGCCUUUUAUCAAUAAGAAGGUAAAUGCCAAGCAUUUAACAAUCGGCUUAUGUCUGUGCUUGGAAGGCAGCCCUGUAAACGUGAAAGAAGCACAAUGUUAGAGUAGCAACUCUUACGUUUCUUCAAUACAAGCAAAUCCUAAUCACAACAGCAUCCAUACGUUCUCUUUUCCUAAUAAAAUGAUAUUCAGAAACAAAGUUUUCCACCUAUCCCUCCCCCCUACAUUAUCUAACCCAACAGUUUGCCCAAAGUGAGAUUUUAGUCAAUAAUUUUAUUGUGUUAGGAAGGGGUGGGUGGGUAUAGUUUCCUAGAACAUCACUGUGUUUCACACUGUCUUAUUUAUUUUCUUUAAUCAGGAAGACGGAGAUAUUCCCACCAUGCAGCUGGCCUGGGAGUCUUUAAUUAUGGCACAUCUUGUCUUUUCAAGGUUUGUAUUAAAGUUGUAGAUCAAGGUUAUAAUUAUGAUGAGAAAAUUAUUUUCUUUCUUGUUUGAAGCUCAUAGUUGAGAUUGCUGGCAUUUUUAUGUAUUUUCUAUAAAGGAAUGAAAACAAAGAAGCACAGUUGAAUUUAGCAGAAGUUCAUCUUAAGCUUGGAGAGAUCCAGUUAGAGCAAGGUAUAAGAAUUAUAAUAUAUAGAUUUAGCCAAGCUUACCGGUAAAAGCAAAUCUGUUAUUAACCCUUUAAGUCCCAAUAGUGACCAACAUCAAUUUUCUCCCAAUGAUAUCCGCACAUUGUCAAGAGAUUAGGUUAUGAGAAUUCAUAAAAUGAUCACCAAAGAAAAAUGCUUUGAUCUUAAGUCAAAUUCUCUCAACUCAUUCUUAAAGGAAAUAUAGAGAUCAGUUUGGAGAAUUUGUAUGUGGAUAUUGGGGCUUAAAGGGUUAAAUACUAACUUUUGCUUGAAAAACUUUGUAAAACAUGGCAUUUUUUAGUAAUCGAAGUAUUGUGUGACUAAAAAAUAAAGAGUCAUUUACCAAUUAUCUGCUGUCUAAGUGGACAACUAAAGAAAAGAUUCCUUGAUAGCAUAAGGUAUGUUGUGGUUUAAUUUUAUCCUUGGUUUAAAUUUUCUUUUCUUUUGUUUUUGGCUAUAGUAUUGUAUGAUAAUGAGUGUGAAACAAAAGAAAAGUAAAUUUAAACAAGGAUAAGAUUGAACCACAACAGGUACAUGUACAUGGACCUUCUUGGGUACUCUUUGGCCUAACAAAAAGUAUCUGUCAUUUGUUGAGUUGCACUCCCUGCCAGAUUAAGUUAAGGUGUUGAUUAUGUUAUAAACUUUGGGACUGGAUUUGAUGAUCCAGGUGGGUGCUUGCAGGCCCAUUCAGAUCCCAGAAUAAAUAUUAUUAGUAUCUGCUUAUAAUUGAGCUGUACUGAAUAUUUCUUGACUUGCAUUCAAGAGCAAUUUGCAGGUGCCAUAGAAGACUUUAAGAAGUGUCUUGAGCUUCAGGAGAAGCAUUUGGAAUCUGAUGACAGACUUAUUGCAGAAACGUAUCCUUGUACUUACUUAUUGUAAAAAAAUCAUUCAUUCACUGCUCACUCGAUCCAACAUCUUUCUUCACUAUACACCAAGUCUAGAUAACCUUGAGGGAGUGCCUGAAAAUAAAGCCCGAAAUUGUCCACUGGUCAGCAAAUAAAUUCUCCUUCCAGUGUGCUUCAUAAAUGCUUAUGAAUCAGAGGGAGAAUUUCACUCCCCAGCUGUAAGAAAUCCAAUACUAGCAAAUUUUAAUUAUUUAAUGUUUAGGGCCACCUUGUGACAAACUGGCAUCUUGUCCAAGGUGGAAGAAAAAUAUUCAUUGUUGCUUCAUGCUACAGAAACUGGGUUGAGCUCUACCCUAAUUACUCACUUGGCAAUGCAGAAUUAAUCGAACAGUGCCAUCCACAUUUUCAGCCUGUUUGAGACUUGCUUUUUCCUUGUGUCGCUCCUAAGAUUGCCAUGCCAGGAUGACCUUCCAACCCCUUCCUCCCUGAAAAAAAAAAUUUAUAUAUUAAUAAUAUUCAGUAUGUAGUACCUUCUGAAGUCUUAAUCAGCAAUACUCUCCAACUUCCCAAAACCUACCAAAGAAGCCCUUUCCUAUCCAAGAAACCACCCGCCCCACCCAAUAGUCUCUCCCCACUCAAGAACCCCUUCCUCAACUUGAAAACUCCCCUCAUCCAAGAACCUUCUCCCUUCCUAUGAACCCCCUUGCUUCCAAGGACACCCUCCCGACCCAAGAACCCCCUGCCCACCCAAGAACAUUCUUCCUCCCCAAGAACCCUCUUCUUACCCAGGAAGCCCCUUUUCACCCAUUGGCAAGAACCCCCUUCCUAUCCAAGAAGCCCCUCCCAAUUCAAGAACCUCCUGCCUACACUACCCCUCUCCAUACCCAAGCCCUCCCCCCACCACGAACCCUUUGCCUACCCAAGGACCCUGGUCAACACUUAUUUCCAUCCACCAAACUGACGUUGACAGAUUAAUGAUUUGUACACAAAGUAAGGGUUAGGUUAGGGUUUAGGGUUAGGGUUAGGGUUGUUGCUAUACACUGUCAGCAAAUCCUCGGUGGUGUUGGUGUAAAAGUGAUGGACUGCAGAGCCGAUGCUCCCAGAUCGAAUCCUACUCGUCCCGUCCUGAAUUUUUUUUCCCUUAAAAAUUGAAGAGACUUAGACUUUACGAACAGAAAUUUCAAGAGACGGAGAAAUUUUAUGUAAGAAAAGUGAAAUGCCUUGUGAGAGCCACUGAGAGAAAGAUUUCAGUUUGGUAGAUGGAAAUAAGUGUUGACCAAGGACCCUUUCACUGCCCAUGCUCUCCUCCCAGAGUGCCAAGAUGAGGUGAAGCAGCAAGUAAUGGUCAUUUUCUGUUCCCUAACCUUACUUAAGAAUAAUAAAUUGACUGUACUUUUGACUGUGGAGUCAUGGCCUCCCUUUACUGACCACAUUACAACUUGUGAACUUGUGUGUAUGCCUCAGCUUAACUUUUCUACUACAGAGCCUAUAACCUUGGCUUAGGUUAUAGUUUAUUACCAGAUUAUUCCAAGUCAAAAGAGUUCUACAGUAAGGCGUUAAGCAUUAUACAACUCAGAACUACAAAGAUUGAAGCUCGUCUUGCGGAAUCAGAUGCUAAAAGCAAAGGCAAAGGCAAAGCAAAUGAAAAUGAUCCAUGUGUAGUAGAUAGAAAAGAACUUGAAGAGUUACAAAACUUAUCUCCAGAGAUCAAGGCCAGGGUAAGUAGCAAAAUUAAAGAAGUUUAGUUAUAAACUUAACUUGAUCUAUGAAGUACCAUACUGUAAACUUUCGCUUAUAAGCCCUGGGCUUAGCUUACACAUCUUCACAAGGGGUUUUAGGGGAGCUUGUAAGUAGAGCUGGGCUGGGGCUUACUAUACUAGUUUUAGACGUAAGCUUCCAAACUUCAUAAAAUUAAAUUGCAUUCAUUUCUAUAUAUUAAGUUAGACAGGGGCUUAUAUACAAGGGGGAAAGGGCUUGCUUUGUAAAUCAAAAUAUGUGUCUGUGUGUAUGUAACUAUCGCUAUUUGUAAUAACUUGCUAUGUGUAGUGUAGUAAAUGGCCUCAGCUGGUGUAUGUAAGACCCCAAAUAAAAUAUUGUCUUGUCUUGUCUUUGACUGGACAACUCUCCCCAAUCUCUUAAGGAAACCCAUGCCUUGUAAAAUUUUUAAGCAGGACUUAAAAAAGUUUUUAAGAGCCAAAUAUUUUAGGCUGUAAAAUUUUCAUUUUAGCCUCUUAGUCAUUAGCCUUUGUAUUUUCAUGAUAGUUGAAUCUUUUAGAUUUUUUUUCACUAAGCCUUUUUAGUUGUUUAGCCUUUUUAGCCUUUUAACUUUUUAACUGUCAGCUUUUUAUAUUUGAUUUUGUUAGCUGUUUUAAUGUUAUUGACUGACUAAAUGCGACUCUAUCGAUUAUUUGUUGUUAUUACUAUAAUUAUUACUAAUUAUUAUUAUUAUUAUUAUUAUUAUUAUUAUCAUUGUACAAUUAAACUUGAAUCUCUCAGAGCAUUAAAAACCUUUAAUUAUUCAGUCAUAGUUAGGUCAAAAUUAUGUCAUUCAAACUGUUAAAGUUAUUAUUAUUAAUAGCAACAUUAUAUGGUGUAGCCAAUUCAAAAUAAACUUUUUGGCAGAACUGUAAGUUCCGUUUAUUUUUUCUUUUGUUAAGAUUUUAAAUUUUUUUUGUUGUAUCUGUGAUUUUUUUCCUGUGGCCAUUAUUGUUAGGAAUGAAUAAAAUUUUCGAGUAAUCUUGUUGUACUUAUUACGUUAAUAUUUAUUUAUUUAUUUAUUUUAUUAAUUUGCCACACAGAAUAAAUUACAAGUAGAAUAGAAAAGAUAAUAAACAGUUAAUUAAUAUUAAAUUUAAAAUGAGCAUACAACUCGGAAGGAGUGACUGUGGCAGAGAAAUCUCCGAGAAGCAAAGCUUAUGAGGAAUAGAGAUUUUCCCCCACAGGCAAUUUAAAUACUAAGCAGCAUUUAAAAAUAAAAAAAAAAGACCUGCAUUUUAAGUAUAUAAGUGUGCUUAGAGAAAAAUAACUUUGGUAUUUUGAUUAUCAUUUUUUUAGGUGGAUGAUGCUCAAGAGAUGAUGAACGCUGCUGCCAGUCAGCAGGUAUGUUAAUGACUGUACGGGUAGUUUGACUUGAAGUGGCAAUGUGACUCGUACAUGAGUCAUGUAUAUAUUAACCCUUUAAGCCCCAAUAUCCACAUACAAAUUCUCCAAACUGAUCUCCAUACAUUUCCUUUAAGAAUUAGUUGAGAGAAUUUGAUGGCAGAUCAAAGCAUUUUCUCUUUAGUCAUCAUGUCACAAAUUCUUAUAACCUAAUCUCUUGACAUGGUAUGAAUAUUAUUGGGAGAAAAUUGAUAUUGGUCACCAUUGGGAUUUAAUGGGUUAACAAAAUAUUAUUAUUAGGGAAGUUACAUGAUUAUUUGUACAUCCUGUUCCCUUCUGUAUUUAACCAUCUCUGUGAAUUUCAUAGUUUGAAGCAAAAACAUUGAUAAAGAGAAUAAAUUAAUCAAUGAAAGGAAUUAAUCACCAGAUUAAAGGAAGCGUACAACGUAGAAGGCACAUCACAAAUUUUAACAUUUUUCAAGAAUAUCAUUGUACCAGCUGAUGGCAACUCUAUGCUGUGCCUCCAGACUGAAAACCAUGCCUAUGCUAACCAAUUUCUCAAUUGCGAUAACAGAAAAAUUUGAGCUCCUUUUGCAGCCUUAAAACAACAACACAUUUAGAGAUGUUAACAAAGUAAAAAUUAAUAAACAUUUACAAUGCAAGAUAAGAAAAAAUUAAGUCCAGUUGAAAUUUUUUCAAUUUGCUGAAGCGCUGUAACUUUAACUCUGAAGCACUGUAACUCUUUAAUGAACUUUCAUUAAACAUCUUUGGCAGCUGGCUUUGGAUGUUUUUAGGAUGAUUUGAUUUUCUAUGAAAAAUCCUGACACCUCAGCAAGGAUAAAAAAUCUCAUGCCUUAAUGACUCAAUACAAAACGAUGACUCGUACAUAAUGCUUCACACUUUAGUUUCUUGUCUGAUUGGUAACUCGAAGUCAAUAACCUUAUCAAAUCUUCAUCGCAACUUGUUUUUCAACCUUUUGGGUCUAGGGUUUAUGUAUCAGAUGAAAACAAUGCAUCAUCUGUUUGAGAUUAUUAAUUUUGCCACAAAGUUUAAUUUGUUUGCAAAAUGCAUUGGAUUUUUCUACGUUUCUUUUUUUAUUUACUUAGGCUGAAUCAACAACAGAAGAGGGCUUUGGAUCAAGUGGGCUGGAAAAAAGUGAUCUUCCUGUCAACACAGUAAGAUUAUAAUAAUUAAAUUUUAAUAAAAUUUAGAAUACAUACGUUUUUGUGCAUUUAAAGCCUAGCCUGUGGUUAUUGGUUUUCUUGCACAAUAGUUAUGUUUCCUGUUACAAACUAAAAGGAAGUAAUUUACUUUUCUGUCAUAUGUGUUAUACCUUUAUUGCCAACUAGUUUUUCUUAUUUGCCAUGGCAAGCUCGCUGUAAUGCAAAUUAAAUUCAGUAAAUCCAAUGUAUUUACUGUAAAGCUACUUGGUGAAAGCAGGGGUGGGGGGAGGGGAGGUUUGGGGGGGGCAGGGGUUGAGAGUUAAGUUUUGUGUGGGUAUGUGGUACCUUAACCCCCCCCCCUUCCUCCCCCACCCACUACCCCUUUAAGGAAGCUUCAAACACCAACUUUAAGAAAAUUUACAUUCAAAUAUCAAAAACAUAAAUAAUGUAAAAAUAGUAAACUUAAAUCUGUAUUUAUAAAUUGACUCCUAAAAUUUACAUCAAUGAUCAUAUAUGUUGUAGUGAAUUUUUUAUUUCAGUUAAUUUUUUUCCAUUGUUUUUGGGUGCGGUAAUGUAUGCAAGAAUGCAUUUAAAACAAAGGAAAAACAAAAAUUAACUGAAAUAAAAAAAUUAGCUGCAACAGAUACAUUAUUAACAGCACUUUACCUGAAAAUGCUCAUGAAAUAAGACAGUCUUUAUAGCAGUCGUAAAGUUUGUAAGAUCAUCAUGAUGGCGGGCAGGUUCUGGCAGUGCAUUCCAUAGUUCAGGUGUGGCAAAUGAAAGUGACCAACAGCCAUAACCCUUCAACUAAGUUGAUGGUACUAUUCAUCGGGAGUUUCUUUUUGACUUGGAAGCAGAUCUCAAGCUUCUUGAUGGUCUGUAGAGUUGCAUCAUUUCUGUUAUCUAGGAAGCUGCCAACCCAUGUGCAGGGUUUCCCUGUGAACCUUACAGUGAAUUCCAUGUUACCAAGUAUUCACUGCCUUUGUUUUGCUGAUUAGAUACAGGUCAAAAAAGUAUCUACUGGUGCACCUGUGACUGAUGUGAGUCACCUUGUGAGGAGAAAGGUAAGAAAGUAGAAAUUGGUGUAUGCUGCCAUUAAUAUGUAUUAUUAUAUAUUGCAUUUUGUGGUAGUGGUGCAAAGUUAUUACUCCCAGCCAUUCCCAAAAAACAACCAAUCCAUUGCACCAGCCAUCAGAUAUAACCUCCAUGUUCAAGGAUAUUGUGUGAUGUAAAAUAAACAGCAGACUUGCCCCCAGGAAUUAUUCUUAACCUUUGAAAUUUCUUGCAAAGAUUAUUUUGUUUAGCCUGCGUUGCAGCCGGCCCACGCACUCGUCUAAACCCUUUGUAUAUACAGAAGGUUUAGAGCGUCUGCGACGCAGGCUAAUUUUGUUGAGCCAAUUAAAAACAAAUCAAGUUGAUAACAGUUGCCUACUCCAAACGUUGGAUGUUUGGCAGCAAGACAUGUCAUGUUUGCACCCAAUUAGAACAUGUUUUUCCCUCACGUGUACAUGCUUAGGCGCAAUCGAUGGCAAAUUGCCAAUUCAUUGCUAUAAUUUUAUGGUGGUUUUGUCCUAGAGGAAGCCAGAGGAAGAGAGUAGUACAACUGAGAAAGAAGAAACAGAGGCACCAGUAAAAAAGGCUCGUCAAGAUGAGGAACAAGUAGCCCAACCAACACCUGCAGUAACAGAGAAUGGACAUGCUAAAAACUGAAUUCUGUGGAUGGAAAUUUGCUCAGGCUGUGUAAAUAGACUAACAUGUUUGCUACAUUAUUAAAUAAUUAAAACAAACUGACAUUUGGUGAAACCUGGUGGAGCGCUUUCUCUUUCUGGUAUGCACCAGUUCUUGUCCAUUGCUUUCACACAAGCCCAAGGCACUGUAAAUCCUCUAUUACGUCUCCUUAUUUACUUC
Molecule: messenger RNA, 12442 nt
Organism: Porites lobata
Lineage: Eukaryota; Metazoa; Cnidaria; Anthozoa; Scleractinia; Poritidae
Source: the annotation of a GenBank genome assembly